UCAGCUGAUCGAACUGAAAUCAGUCUCCCGACAGAAAUGUGCAACCUGUGGUAGGCUGUAAAGUAGCUUAGUGACAUGACAGCCGGCAGCAUAUUGGUAAUGUUAUCGAUCAGUUAUCGCAUGAGAAUGAGACAAGUUAACGGCCUAUCUUUCACGUAGCAGUUAUUAGCUUAAACGCUAACGUUAGUUAACUACAGCUUUUUUAAUUUGUGCAGCUAGCUUGUGGGUGGCUAGCUGAUUGACUUGUGAUGGUCUGGAGGUCUCUGUAGGAACGAAGGAGAAGCUGAGAUGGGAGACAGUGAUGGGGAGGACAUUAAGGAAACACCAGAGCUGCCUGUGGAGAUCAUAGUUUACAUCCUGAGCUUUCUUCACGCUUCAGACAGGAAGGAAGCCUCAUUGGUCUGCCGCAGCUGGUACUAUGCCAGCCAAGACCUGCGCUUUCAGAAGAACGUCACCUUCUGCUUCCCGGCCUCAGCCUCGUCCCUGGAGCUGGUCAGGGGUCUGGGCAGAAAGUCGCGCUGCAGUCUGAUCAUCAGCCAGCUGGAUGGCUUCAGCAUGUCCAGAUCGCUGCUUCUGGAGGUGGGUCUGUGUCUGGGCUCUAAGCUGGAGAGCUUGGCGCUACCUGGCAGCAGUAUAACAGAAGCCUCUCUGCUGGCCCUCCUUCCCCGCCUCACCUCCCUCCGCAGGCUGGACCUCAGGGGCCUGGACAGCCUCUUCAUGUCUGGAGCUUUCCUCUCCAGGGAGGAGCACAGACAGCAGGUGAGGUCAGCUCUGUCUGGUCUGGAGGAGCUGGACCUGUCCGACCUGCGCUACCUCUCUGAUCUCACCUUCAAUCGUCUCACCAGCUGCACCCCACGCCUCCGUCGGCUCUCGCUGGCUGGCUGCCACAUCGCUUUCGAGUUCGACCCGUAUCGAGGGUGCCCGGUGGGAGCUGUUGAGGACUCGUCAGCAUUGCUGUCACUGAGGAACUUGAGGAGGUUGUUAACAGAGCAGAAAUCCACCCUUGUAGCUCUGGACCUCAGCAGAACCUCCAUCACUCCUGAGUCACUACGCACUAUUGCUCAGGUUCAGGAUUUGGUCUUAGAGGAACUGUGUCUGCAUGGUUGUAAGGAACUGACAGACUACUCAGUGGAGGCUCUGGUGAAGCACCAGCCAAGCCUCCAGAGACUGGAUGUCAGUGCCUGCACUGAGCUGACCAGCAGGUCUGUUGAGGCUAUAGCACAGGGCCUAAAAUCACUGACUCAUCUAUCCUUGUCCCGCGACUGGAGGAUCACUGAGAAAGGCCUCGCUGACCUGCUGUCUGUGUCGUCCCUGAGGGGUCUGGACCUGUCCGAGUGUCUGCACAUCAGCGGAACAGAGAUAGUGAAAGGCUUGACAGGGUCUAGCGCUUCCAGAGCGCAGCUGGAGACGCUCAGCCUCAAGAGCUGCACCUACAUCAGGGAUCUUGCGGUUUUCUCUCUUGCCCAGCUUCUCGGGGAUACUCUCUGUGAGUUGGACCUGACCUCGUGCGUCAACGUGACUGACCUGUCCGUGUGCGCCAUCGCCACCUACUUGCAGAAGCUGGUAGUUCUGCGGCUCGGCUGGUGUAAAGAAGUCACAGACUGGGGUUUGCUAGGGAUGGUGGAGACAACCAAGUGUGUGCCUGAUGAGGAGAUGGGGGACAAGGGUCCCAGGUUCACCCGGACCUUCGGCAACAUGGGCUUCUUCAAGCCUCCUCGUCUGCCCUUUGAGGAGCGACCCAAGCUGGUGACGCAGAAUGACCUGGAGCAGUUCAGACAGCAGGCUGGAGCUUCACUUUUAGCUCUCAGCAGGCUGCAGGAGCUGGACCUCUCUGCCUGCUCCAAACUCACCGACAGCAGCAUCACACAGGUGGUGCGCCACGCAGACCUCCACCGUCUGUCCCUCUCCAUGCUGCCAGAGAUCACCGAUGCCAGCUUGGCGUCGGUAGCGUGGUACUGCCGCAGCCUCACCAGCCUGGCUCUCAGCCACUGCCCGGGCAUCAGCGACUGUGGAGUAGCACAGGCUGUACCGUACCUCCACAGACUCCAGCAUCUCUACCUCUCCUGUUGUGAUAAAAUCACUGACAGAUCCUUGUUCCUCCUGGUGCAGCACUGUAAGCGUCUGAGAACACUCGACAUCUCAAGGUGCAAAAACAUCUCCGCAACAACAAUGGACCUCCUCCAGUCACAGCUGCCCUUCUUGGAAAACGUCCACUACAAAUUCAUAGGUGGGGCUGAUCUUACUCUGACACUUUGACUGAUUGAAUGUCCUGCACGGUCACUGGACCUUUUCAAUAACAAAACCUGCUGACCAAAGCCUGCUUUAUGACUUGAGCUUUUGCACAUUUCAGCAAUUAGCACAAGAACCGAAGGAAAUGUUGACUUGUCCGUUCACAGUCUGAGCUACUGUUAAUCCUGUCACGUGUAGCUUAGCCUGUCAGUGAUUGAAGGUAACGCUUGGACAAAACCAAUGUAGAAACACUUGGGCGUGUAUGAUUAAACAUUUAAUACGUUCAUGCUUGGAUUAAAACAGUCAGACCAGGCAGACAAAAAUGUAUCUGACUGAAAACACACCCACCCUAACCACCACUCCACAAAGAUCAUUAACUGUUGAGUCGGGGGGGGU
This is a messenger RNA of Lates calcarifer (barramundi perch), 2625 nucleotides long. It is a transcript of the gene fbxl9, whose product is annotated as F-box and leucine rich repeat protein. The record is from RefSeq and is a predicted model, not a curated record. Gene Ontology annotation, molecular function: protein binding. Bases 289 to 2256 code for a protein of 655 amino acids. The transcript has 11 exons. Lineage: Eukaryota; Metazoa; Chordata; Actinopteri; Centropomidae. Gene Ontology annotation, cellular component: SCF ubiquitin ligase complex. Gene Ontology annotation, biological process: SCF-dependent proteasomal ubiquitin-dependent protein catabolic process.